Pocillopora verrucosa is the source of this 597-nucleotide messenger RNA. Lineage: Eukaryota; Metazoa; Cnidaria; Anthozoa; Scleractinia; Pocilloporidae. The record is from RefSeq and is a predicted model, not a curated record.
CCUGUCGGCUCAAGAACGUCUGUGAACGUUCUUGAACUAGAAACAACACACUCAGCGCGUAGCUGAAAUCGCUUGAAUCAGCCAUGAGUAAGACGCAUCCGCCUGAAUUGAAGAAGUACAUGGACAAGAGAUUAUCUCUGAAAAUCAAUGGUGGCAGACAUGUGACUGGAGUACUCAGAGGAUUUGAUCCUUUUAUGAACCUUGUGUUGGACGAGGCAGUGGAAGAGGUAUCAGCACAGGAAAAACAUAACAUCGGAAUGGUGGUGAUCAGAGGAAACAGUAUUGUGAUAAUGGAAGCACUGGAUAGAAUAUCAUGAAAAGACUCAAACUACUGGACCAGGUCUCUCUAACUUUGUUUUUAGAUAUAAUCACCAUCUUUCCUUGUAAAUAUCUACAUGAGUGUGUGUGCAAGUUUUUGCAGAAAUGUCUUACUGUCCUAGAAAAAUAUCAUUUCAUGCUUUCAUUCAGAAGUUUGUAAUAAAGCUCUUUAACAGAAAAAAAGAUUAUUGUCAUCAGUACACAUAUGAUAUGUAACACAACAUUUACUCUAUGUUUCUGUAUUAUUUAAAUGAAUUAAAAAAGGUAGCUUUUGUUGUA